GGCCUAGAUUAUUCACUUUUUACAAUGAAAGCACAGCAUUUGUUAAUUGUUUUAUUGCAGGUGUCUAAUAUAACAUUAUCUUCAGGUCUACUGGAUGUGUUUGCGGCUGCUACAUCUUAUGUGGUUAAUACAUUUUUUGAACGGGAUGGUUUGCUGCCUUUUGACCGUAAGCGGUUGAAGGAAGAUUUAAAAGACUCUCUCUUUGGGCAGCACAUUGUGUGUGAUGUUGUACUAAAAGCUGUAACAUCAUUUAUGACUGACAGCAAACCAAACAAACCACUGGUCCUCUCUUUCCAUGGGACAGCAGGAACUGGAAAAAAUCAUGUCACCAAAAUCAUUGCAAGAAAUGUGUACGAAAAAGGGGAAGACAGUGAGCAUGUGCGGACGUAUAUAGCUAAACAUCAUUUCCCAAACAAAAACGAAUUAGACCUUUACAGUGCACAACUAAAACAGUGGAUUCAUGGAAAUGUAUCAAGUUUUCCCCGCUCCAUGUUCAUAUUUGAUGAAAUGGAAAAGAUGCAUCCAGAGCUGAUCGACACCUUAAAGGCCUUUCUGGACUACAAUGCCCGUGUAGAUGGAGUGUCAUUCCGCAAUGCAGUCUUCAUUUUUCUUAGUAAUUCAGGUGGGAAUGUGAUUACUGAAGUGGCUCUGGAUUUCUGGAGAGAAGGCAAAGACCGAGAAAAGAUUUGGAUGAACAGCAAGGAACUAGAGACUAAAAUCUUUCAAGACAUUUUCAAUAAUAAGAAAAGUGGAUUUCUGUACUCUAGUAUCAUAGAUCAUCAUCUGGUUGAUCACUAUAUUCCUUUCCUACCUCUGGAGCUGAAGCAUGUGCGUCAAUGUGUCAUGGCUGAGAUGAUCCAUCUGAAAAUCAACCAAGAUUAUGAUUUGGCAGAUAAAGUUGCCAGAGACAUGCCCUUCUUCCCUGAAAAACAGAAAAUAUUUGCUCUUAAAGGCUGCAAGUCUGUCAGACAAAAGUUGAUGCUGCAUAUUGAGGACAACGAGCAUGCUGCCCUUCCUGAUUUGGAAAAAUACAGUAAGGAAAAUUGA
Labeo rohita (rohu) is the source of this 1047-nucleotide messenger RNA. RefSeq names its product torsin-1A-like. Gene Ontology annotation, cellular component: endoplasmic reticulum lumen; nuclear envelope; endoplasmic reticulum. Gene Ontology annotation, molecular function: kinesin binding; ATP binding; ATP hydrolysis activity. The coding region runs from base 25 to 1047 and encodes 340 amino acids. The transcript has 5 exons. NCBI's taxonomy places the organism in Eukaryota, Metazoa, Chordata, Actinopteri, Cypriniformes, Cyprinidae. The record is from RefSeq and is a predicted model, not a curated record. Gene Ontology annotation, biological process: nuclear membrane organization; protein localization to nucleus.